Cylicocyclus nassatus is the source of this 2560-nucleotide messenger RNA. The record is from the annotation of a GenBank genome assembly. Lineage: Eukaryota; Metazoa; Nematoda; Chromadorea; Rhabditida; Strongylidae.
AUGGAGGAUGAACUUGCAAGGCAAGCAGUGGAACGACAGCUAACCGAUGCUAUCAAAUCCAUAAGCAAACGACUAGCCCAACUCUACCUCGAUGGUGAUCGGCUUUUGAGAGAUGCAGAAGGAGUACCGGCACGAUAUAGUGAAUUUGCAGAAGAACUGGCUGAUGAACGCAAGAAGGCCGCAGCUCUUUUGCAGCUUAUACCAGAAUCUCAACCUUUACUGGAAGUCCUCAAAACAUCCUUUUCUACUGCUCAACGCAUGAUUCAAGUCUUGGAAAAACGUGCUAAUAACUGGAAUGCAUUUAUGAUAUUAAAAGUGGAAACGAUAUUUGAAUUAAACAAAUUGCGAAAGCCACUCGAAGAAGUGAUGGCAAAACCUAGAAGAUCUAUCAAUGACGUUAAGAAAGACUUCGAUAUAAUUUCAGAGGAGAGAAGAAAGCCGAGUACUAUGUACGACAAAGUUCGUAAACUUCAACAGCUUUCUGAACUACAUGAACCCCUAGAGAGCCCUCGUGCAGAUGUUCGAUUCUUCGACGCUGGCGCACAACAAAUGGAGAAGGAGUAUGAUGAAGCAUUGAAUGAGAUGUCAGCUGAAAUCGAGGACGAGAAUCUGUUCUGUGACGCAAUAGAUCACUUCAACGCUGAGAUGAAACCCAUCUGCGAUUUGCUAUCCAGAGAGCCCAACCAAGAUAAUAUUAGGCAUGUCGAAAAGUUCCAACUUCCGACACUUCGAACAGAACUAGCGAUGCUGAAGAAGAAGUACGACGAGGCUUAUCAUGCUCGUAGGUAUGUGAAUCCGGACUCCUCUCGCAUCGCUGCCGUAGAAGAUCGCAUGAAGACCCUUGACUCGAUGCUAGAAGAUGUCAAGAAAGCCGAACAGAAGCGUAUCAUGGUUAUGGUCACCGAACGAUUGUCGCAACUCAAAACGAUUCCUGUCCUCGAAGUUACCCAAGACUCGCUGGAUGAGAUGGAAAACCAACUUCAAAAUCUUCCUAAAGACCAGGCUGAUGAACUUCAAAGGCAAAUCGAGAACCUACGAAAUGCCAAAAAGCAGCACUUUAACUUUAUUCAUGGCACUGUCUUGACACACGUCGAAGAUGCAACUACUUCCUUUCCAACACAAGACACCCCUCAACAAAAUUAUUCUCGAGUGAAGAACUCUUUGAAGCUUAUAAUGGACACGACGUGCCUUCCUGCGAGCAACUGUGGGCGUAGUUUGAAGGUGGAAGUGCAAUUACGCGAUGGUCCACCGGGAGAGGCCUUGAUUCUGACAUAUUCCGAAGCAGGAUACUCUGCAGCUAAGCAGAAUUUUUGCGGAUUCGAGUGGGAAGCCAAACCAACAAUUCACGAAGAUCAUGUGGCCAUCACGUUAUGGUGCAAUCCUGAAGUGGAAUCCCAUUCAUGGCGCUGUGCGGCCCUUAUCACCGUGUAUAGUUGCGCGGACGUCGAUGAUGAAACUACUCUGCUGUAUAGGUCCUCACACAUCUUCCACAACGAGUGUCGCUCGACGAGCAUCAUAACUCCUUGCGUUGAAUUGGAUAACGAUGGUACACUGGGAAUUCUCAAUACUUCUGGAGUAGCUGCUAUGCCUGAAUCGAACUUUACAAAACCAUCGGAAUUCAGCAAUGCCUGCAUCGCUUUCAAGAACAGCGAUAUGCGUGUUUUUGUGAAUAAGGAGUAUCUACUGAUCAAUUCGCGAAAAUUUGCAACGUUGUUCACUCCGGAGCGCUCUGGAUCUGCUGCUUCCAACGAUAAGUCUGAAUCUGGCGAUGAUUUCGACGUUCUGAGUUCGCGAGCCAGUGUGCCAGGACAGUCUUUGGAAGAUGACAGCGGUCUCAAUACCCUUCUUUCUUCUCAGGCUGUCUGCCACGAAGAAGGAGUUUUUUUGCUCGAAGAUAUAAACAUCAAAGAUUUCAUUACGUUUUUGGAAACUAUCUAUCCACCCUUUAAUGACAUCACAGGUGAAAACGUUGAAAGUGUUCUACCGACGGCUUUUCGCUUUGAUGUUGAGCACAUUGUGAAGAAAUGUGAGAUCUAUCUGGGGUCUGAAGAUGCUAGGAAAUUGUUUGAUCUUCUUCAACGACUCGUGUUUGCCACAACCUACAAGAUGGAUUCUCUUCAGGAAGAUUCCUUGGCAUCGCUCCAAAAUGCUCGUGAUGUUCUGUCAUUGCUGGAUGAUCCACGUUUGCAAAACGUUUCUUCGGACUUACGUUCUCUACUGCUGGAAACGUUACUCGAACGUUUCAGAUCCGAGGCAUGGACAGUUACCGCUGAAGCUGAUGGGGCAUCCACGGCCUCGGAUGAUUUUUGAGGGCCGAGCAGGAGAAGAAAAUCUGAAUUGAUCACAUAUCUGGGAAUUCCUUGUCACGAAGCGAUUAUGCCUCUGAUUUUUUUAUACUUAGAAGUAUAUGAUUUCGCAUUUGUUAGUUUCUAUAUUUUCAUGUCAGCAACUACUGUGAAGCUGGUAGUGUGUAGUAUGUGUACCGUCUGCUUUUCUUGUAUUCUGCAUGCUUCUUUUUUGUAUGGAAGACUGAACUAGAAAUGAAGUCGUUUUAAAAGAA